Messenger RNA from Paramisgurnus dabryanus, 2889 nucleotides. It is a transcript of the gene opn6b, whose product is annotated as opsin 6, group member b. Lineage: Eukaryota; Metazoa; Chordata; Actinopteri; Cypriniformes; Cobitidae. Gene Ontology annotation, cellular component: membrane. Gene Ontology annotation, molecular function: G protein-coupled receptor activity. Gene Ontology annotation, biological process: G protein-coupled receptor signaling pathway. The record is from RefSeq and is a predicted model, not a curated record.
GGCGCGUCAUGUAAACUUAUGUGCAUGUCAAAAUACGAGCUGAAAGAGACAGAUACUAGUAUUAGUGUUAAGUUAGUGUCUUGCAAUUAUUUUGUGAACGUGAACAUCUUUUUAUCAUAAAUUCUUUUGAUGCACGUGCAGCCGGUAUGUAUUUUGACAAGACGCAUGAUGCGUAUGGUUAAAGGUGCAGUAUGUAAAUUUUAGCAGCAUCUAGUGGUAAGGUUGCAAAUUGCAACCAACAGCUCAGUCCACUGCUCACCCCUCACUUCUGAAAAGCAUAGAGAAGCUAUGGUAGCUGCCAUCAGAAAAAACGUCUGGGACAACUUAGUAAAAAAAUGUGUCUGUAAAGGGCUUAAGUAGAAACAUGGCAGCACAAAAUGGCGACUUCCACGUAAGGGGACCCUCGGUGUAUGUAGAUAAAAACGUCUCAUUCUAAGGUAAUAAAAACAUAACGGUUCAUUAUGAAAGGUCUUUAUACACCCCUGAUAAUAUAGUUUGUAUAUAAUUUUGCAUUUCUGUCAAGAGAUCCUUCUAAAAGUUACACACUGCACCUUUAACAUGAUGCAACGAACAGGUAUUUUGAAUUUGUGUAGAUGUAUUGACCUAAGGUAAGUUUAGCAGCCUUAAAUGAUUUUGUGGCUUUGAAAACACUGACCUAAAAAUCUAAGUCUCUAAAGUCUUUAACAAGAUCAGGAGAUUACGAGUUCAAAUCUUUUCUCAGGCAUAGUUUGAAGACAUUCGGUCUAGUCUGGGUAACCGAUGUAUAUCGUCAGGAUGUACAGUAUGUGUGUGUUAACUUUAGUUGGUUUCACCAAAGUCUUACAAAACUACAACUUGAGAUGAGCCUGACUUAAACGUUUUGCAAAAAAUUUUUUAAAGAUGGACAGCAGCAAUGUUCUCCUCUCAAAUAUUACAGUCCACCAGGUCUCGCAUGAAGGAGAGACGGCUAUUGGUGUCUAUUUGGUUAUACUAGGAUUCCUUUCUUCGAUUGGAAAUGGGGUUGUGAUAUUGCUUUUAACUAAGGAAAGAAAUUCACUCGAACCGCAGGAUUUCUUGACCCUUAACCUUGUGGUAUCCGACGGCAGCAUUGCGAUUUUUGGAUAUUCUCGUGGAAUCCUUGAAAUUUUUGAUGUGUUCAAAGAUGAGGGCUAUCUUAUUAAAACAUUUUGGACAUGCAAGGUGGAUGGAUUCCUAAUCCUGCUUUUUGGACUCGUCAGCAUCAACACGCUGACAGCCAUCAGUGUUGUCCGGUACAUCAAAGGUUGCCAGCCUCAUCAUGCUCAUCUCGUCAAUAAGCAUAACAUUGGCGCGGUCAUAGUUGCAGCCUGGCUGUGCUCUCUGUUUUGGGCUGCUUCUCCGCUCUUGGGCUGGGGCAGUUACAGAGCUGGCAGGUACGGGACGUGUGAAAUCGACUGGACGCGAGCUGUUUAUUCUGUUCCAGUCAAGCUCUACGUCAUUUGCAUUUUCUUCUUCAACUUCUUUGUGCCAGUAUCUAUUAUAGUGUUUUCGUACGUGUCCAUCAUUCGCAACGUCAACUCCAGCCACAAGUGCAGUCGGGGAGGAGAUGUCAGCGAGAGGCAAAGGAAGAUUGAGCGGAGAAUUACGCGGGUCUCCUUAAUUCUGUGUGCAGCCUUCCUGUUGGCUUGGUCCCCAUAUGCAGUCAUUUCCAUGCGGUCUGCCUGGGGUUACCAAAUAUCCCCGCUCAACGGCAUUCUGGCAAGUCUUUUUGCCAAGUCAGCAAGUUUCUACAAUCCGUUUAUCUACAUUGGCAUGAGCUCUAAGUUCCGGAAGGACCUGCGGGCUCUGUUCUAUUGCCUCAGAUCCACAUCAGCCCAAAGACACGCCCCUCCCGUCGCACUGGCCCAGCCUGGUGAUGUGCAGCUCAACAUGGCCGCCUUUGAGGAGGCAAUUGAUACGGACGCUGAGAUGCACCGCUGAGAGUCCCGAUGACCUAGAAAGCCACAGUAGACUGCAGAUAUUUUACAGAAAACCCAGCUACUCGGGGGACAAUUGCAACAUGGCUUAUUUCUCCAAUCAGGAAUGAGCAAGGUGGAUGAAACGCAUACUGCACUUCUGGAUGCAGCAGACAUGACCAUUCCUUCUUAAAAAAGUAAAUUUUUAAGUAAAAAAAAAGAAAAAAGUUAAUUCUUCAUGCUCAUAGUUUUUGUCAUGCUGUCUAAAGUGUUAUAAAGCAUUAUAAAAUCAUAUCAUUUUAGGUUUUAUAUUUGUAUCAUAUUUUAGUAUGCCAUUAGAGAGGGGUGUCCAUCUACCUGAUCACUUCAGAAAUCUAAAGUAUUUCAUAAGUUUUGAUUUUGAUCAGUUCAAAUCCAUUGCAAUAUUAACCAUAGUUACGGUAGUUACUUGUUGUUUAAAGGGAUAGUUCAGCCAAAAAUGAUUUUAAACCCAUGAUUUACUCACCCCCAAGCUGUCCGAGUUGCAUAUGUCCAUCGUUUUUCAGACAAACACAUUUUCGGAUAUUUUAGAAAAUGUUUUAGAUCUUUCAGUUGAUUAAAUGUAAUGUUACGGGGUCCACGACCUUCAAGUCCAAAAAAAGUCCGUCCAUCCUUCACAAAAUAAAUCCAAACGGCUCCAGGAUGAUAAACAAAGGUCUUCUGAGAGUAAUCCGCGCGGUGUUGUUGUAGAAAUAUCCAUAUUUAAAACUUUAUUAACAUAAAUAACGCCAUCUUAGUCGCGUCCGCAUUCAGGAUGAGAGCUUACACAGCUUACGGAGGCUACUCUGCUGCUGCUCUGUGCCCCCGCCCUCCGAAUUUGUCAUACGUGACUAAGAAAAGUGCGUACACUACGCUAAUACUCUCUCUCUCUCAUCCAGGAGACGUUUGGAUUUAUUUUGUGAAGGAUGAACACUUUUUUUGGACUUGAAGGUCGUGG